Alternaria arborescens is the source of this 435-nucleotide messenger RNA. RefSeq lists its product as hypothetical. The coding region runs from base 1 to 435 and encodes 144 amino acids. Lineage: Eukaryota; Fungi; Ascomycota; Dothideomycetes; Pleosporales; Pleosporaceae. The transcript has 2 exons. The record is from RefSeq and is a predicted model, not a curated record.
AUGAGUGAGAGAAACCUGGAAGAAGAGCAGCCCGCAGCUCCGAAAUGCACGCCCAACUACGACACUAGUGAUCCACUCCAGCAAGAGGUCACGCGCAUACUCCGAGGUUUCAAAAAUGACAUUCUCGGCAUCACAUUCCUAGGCAACGAUGGCGUCUUGCGCUCUUUGACAGCAGAUCGAAAAGUGCUAUCUGCAGAAGGCCUUAGCCCUGAACUCAUCGAAGCUUUUUUGGCUCGCUUCCCGGAAGAAUACAAGGCGAAGAUGACGGAUCCUGUGUUCGCGGAUGGCACCAAGACACCGAAGGAGAAGUGGUACGAGCCAGAUCCAGGGAGCCUGCCGGAGCCGUUGUCGCGGGAGGAGAUCGAAAAGGUCAAAAACCAACCAGAAGAGCUGAAGAACAUACUGCAGAAACGGUUGCAAGAGGACAAGAAGUGA